CUUCUUCCCCCGUUCUGCCCCUAGCCCCCGUCCGUUCCUCAAAACCCAGCCCUUCUCAUAUCCACGGCCCCAGAUACCUCUAAUCGGACAAAAAACAACAGGACACAAGCGACGUGGAGACGCCUCUGCAAACCAUGGAAUUGGUCUCCUCUUGCGGAUCCGUGCAAAUCAAGGGCAAGGCAUGUUUUUUUCGACAACCCUCAGGUCCGUCCGUCCGUUUCUUUAUAUUUUACCAUCUAAUGGCCAGGAAUGAAGGGAAAGAAAAGGAACGGUGAUGAUAAACUAAGGGAGAAAGGCCUGAGCAUGGAUUUCUAAUCAUUGUAUUUCUAUUUUGAUGAGAGGAUCAAUGAAAAUCACCAAAGCAUGAUUUACAUUUACUCUGAUCGUUAUGUGCGUUUAAUUUUAAUUUAAUUGGUUCCGAAAUCUGGUUGCUGUUGAUUUUUUUUUUCUUUUCUUUUCUUGGGUGAUUGAUUUGUUGUUUGGGAAUUUGCUGUUGGAGGAUUUUCUGCAUGAUUUAUGUUGAAUAAACUUGAAUUUUUCGA
This is a messenger RNA of Rubroshorea leprosula, 542 nucleotides long. The record is from the annotation of a GenBank genome assembly. Lineage: Eukaryota; Viridiplantae; Streptophyta; Magnoliopsida; Malvales; Dipterocarpaceae.